UCAUCGGGCUGAGCACCCUGCCCAGCUCUCCGCGCGGUCGGCUGGCCGCUUCCAGCCUCGGCGGGCCGGGGCCCGCGGAAGGGCCGCUGUCCGCUUACCUCAGGGCUAUCACAGGCGCGGUGGCCUCCCUGAGCCAUGGCAGGCCUGGAGCUGGCCCUGGCCUUGGCCGGGCUGCUGAGCCUGCCGGCGGCCAGCGGCCUGCCCCUGCGCCCCGGCCCGCAGGAAAAGGUUCUGGCGGCGGCCUUGCAGAGGCUGCGGGAGGUCUUCGACAUCGAGGAGCUGCCGCCCGACGUCCUGCCCCGCAAGAAGCCGCCUCAGUUCAUGGUAGAUCUCUUCAACAAAGUGGCUGACGCCAACGGCAUCACCCGUGCUCCGGGGCUGCUGGAGAGCGACGUGGUGCGCAGCUUCGAGGACCGAGUUCACGUGGACCAGUACCAGUUCUACUUCGACAUCAGCGCGAUGGAGAAGGGUGAGCAGAUGCUAAAAGCAGAAUUCAGGGUCUUCAAGCUGAAGAGGACACAUGUGGCUAUGAGGUCUGACAUGAAACACUUCUGCAAAGUGGAAGUGUAUGAGCUCUUGGAGAGUGGAAGCAAACCACAAAAAAAACGUCUCGUUGCUUCAAGAUUAUUGUCUCUGUACACAGAAGGCUGGGAAGUAUUCAAUGUCACGCAGACAGUUUCCAAGUGGGUUGAAAACAGCAGCUCCAACCAUGGCUUUUUGAUAACUGCAACACAUGUAUUCAACAAUAGAAUUGAGCACAACCUGGUUAAGUUUGCUAAGAGCCAGCGCACCUUGCAGGAGAGUAGAAAUGCUCUCCUCGUCCUCUUCACCAACAGUAACAAACGGAGGCCUCCCGGCUUCAUGCCCUCUGCCACAAAACCGGAGAUGAAGCCUGCCAAAAAUGAUGCUCCACACAUGCCUCGCGAAGCUCAGGUCAUCGAAAGCAUAAAUGCAGGCAUGAGCAGGAGACCUCGAGCUGCUGAAAUCCCUUCUGCCAAAAGCCAGGUAACAGCAUGUCAUCGAAGGGAACUCUACGUUGACUUCCAUGCUAUUGGCUGGUCAGGAUGGAUUAUUUACCCAAGUGGAUACAAUGCAUUUUAUUGCAGAGGAUCCUGUCUCUUCCCCUUGGGGGAAGGUCUAAAUGCAACAAACCAUGCUACAGUUCAGUCCAUAGUCCAUACACUUAAACUGUCUCAAGAUAUCAGCACACCCUGCUGUGUGCCAGAUGAAUUGAAGUCCCUCAAUCUCCUCUACUUUGAUGACAAGGAGAAUGUGGUCCUUAAAAAUUAUAAAGACAUGGUGGCAACAAGGUGUGGUUGUCAUUAGCAAGACCUUUUUUUGUCUGCAUUUGUGCACUUGAAUUCAGUUCCUCAUUUGCCACUGAAGAUACCAAAGGAGAUGGCAUUUCAGUUCAUAGGGCAGAAGAGCCAGAAACUCAGUUGUGCUUCAAGUCCUUCUCCCUCCACCAUGGCUGUAUGGAAAGAUGUUCAAGGCUGGCUUUCAAAGAGCUGUGGGCAUCUGGGGGGUAUGCUGACUUGCAUGGAGUAUCUGUACACCAGGGGAAACCAUUAAAAAUUGGAAUUUGUUAUUUGAAAUGGUUCAAACACAUUAAGUUGACCGUUCAAAUUAAGGGCUUUUUUUGUAUACUGAGGCUCAGAAUUUCCUAUGAUUUAAAAGGCAGGUAUCCUGCUUCAAUCCACGACAGGGUGCAGGUCUCCCAGUAACACAACCUUACUCAGUUUUGACUGCAUGAUCCAGUGGCAAUGUACACCCCUAAACAGAGCUUUCAGGAUUAGUGUUUGCCCAGAGCUAGUCUGAGAGAACUCUACCAUCUGCAUCUCAUGCAUUACUGAGAAAUGCAGUUCUUUCCACUGUUCUUUAUGCAGGUCUGCCAAAUGCAGAGACCUCCUUGUAAGUCUCCCUGGCACUUGCUAGCCAAUCUGAGGGAGCACAUAGGUCAGUAUUUGUCUGGCAAACUUGGAUUCUGACUUGGGGCCAUACUGGUAUAAAACAUACAUAUGAUGAAGGGUCAGACAGUUCCCCUCUUUGUAAAAUCUUUCUCUUCCACCAUGGUCUGCUGUGGUUGUUGGGCUGUGUGACAGCAGAGGUUGCCUUUGAGCAUUUAUAACAGUGACUGUACAAUGGCAUCAUAAGCUUGGAUCAGAAUCCUCGUAGUUCAGCAGAUAAAAAGAACAUUAAGCUUUGAGGUCCAUGAGAACAUGCUGGGUGCUGGCCUGGUUCCAUAUCUGAGGCAAUUUUAAUGGAAAGUACUCACUGGUACUCUUCCAUUCUUCCCUGAAGAAUAGGACAUAGAUGUGGAAGGGAUCUCCUAAGUUCUUUCAGCCUUGUUACAAUUUAACGCAGGUAACAAGCCCAUUUCAGUUCCUUAAUCAACUCAUUGAGUUGAAAUGUAAGCCUGCUUAGGUUUCUUGUCACCAUUAAUCCUUGAAGGAGGCCUGUCUUCUCACAGAACAUGACAUUUCCUGUGGGUAGAAACUUCAUGGAGAAUUUUUUUACUCCAGUGAAAUUUAAGAAAAGAAAGAUAUAUAUGUAAAUGUUUUUCUCUCUGUAAAU
This is a messenger RNA of Neopsephotus bourkii (Bourke's parrot), 2574 nucleotides long. Its product is annotated as bone morphogenetic protein 2-like. The record is from RefSeq and is a predicted model, not a curated record. Gene Ontology annotation, cellular component: extracellular region. The transcript has 5 exons. Gene Ontology annotation, biological process: SMAD protein signal transduction. The coding region runs from base 136 to 1326 and encodes 396 amino acids. Lineage: Eukaryota; Metazoa; Chordata; Aves; Psittaciformes; Psittacidae. Gene Ontology annotation, molecular function: cytokine activity; growth factor activity.